AUGCAAUCAAUCACCCUGAAGACCGUCGACGACAUGGAACCACGAAUGCGGUUCUCCCGCUCCUUCAAGUCAUCCACCCAAUCCCUCCCGAGCCCAGACGGCGCAUACAUCGCCACGAUUCUCCCUUCUAAGCUCAGCAUCCGGUGUACGCGCUCGUUGGACAUCACACGCGUUGUGUCGCUCCCUGCCGAGCUGGCAGCAUCGGUCUCAUGGUUCCUGUGGUCUGCGUCCUCGGCACGAAUACUCUUGGCCUCUCCAGACAAUAUCCGGGUGUAUUCAAGCCUCGACUCCCAGUUUUCUGCUACUCUCACGAACCCGACAUCUGGAACGACAAAGGCUACACAUGUGGCAUUCGGAGCAGACGACAACGAGAUCUGUGUUUUCUCGGACUUUGGAAUCAAGUUGUUGAUCUUCAAUUUGGUGACUUCCAAGUCAGUGGAGAUCAAUUCGCCCAAAUUUUACAAUCCAGGCUCUGCUCCGAAGGGAAUGUCAUAUCGACCUGGGACUGGAAACCUGGCGCUUCUAACGAGGUGUGGUGGGAAGGAUGUCAUCAGCAUCCAUUCGCGAGGGGCUCUAGAUGUAACGAGGUCUUGGUGGCCGGAGACUGUUGAUGCGCAAGGAAUUCAAUGGAGCGCUGAUGGGAGGUGGCUCGUGGUCUGGGAAUCUGCAUCGCAAGGCCAUCGACUGCUGGUUUACACUGCAGAUGGGCAUCUGUUCAAGGCCUGGAAUGGCCCGAUGCCGAUGUCAGAGGAGGAUGUUGACCUUACGCUGGGUGCUGGAAUCAAGCUGUUUCACUGGGGAUGUAAUGGGCAGCAUAUGGCUGUUGGGGAUUACACAGAUAGAGUGACGAUCUUGUCUGCUCCUUCGUUCUCGGAGAGCAUGAUCAUUACCCACACAGCGGAUGUGAAGCCGACGGGAUCUCUCCAGAUCUGGCAAGAAAAAAUCACCCCGUCGCCGAAUGGCUUCUCGCGCGAAUUCGUCGCAGCAACACAAACGGUGUGCCCCCCAACAUCCGCGUCAAGCCCCCCGAACAGCAUCGAAGCCAAAACGGGCACGAACCUCCUGUCUCUCGAUCACUCCGGCACACUGUUGGCAACGCGAACAGAGAACAUGCCGACAACCAUCUGGAUAUGGGAUAUUGGAUCACGCAUACUCCGCGCCGUCAUGAUCCUACAUGUCCCCAUCGCCAAAGCCAGUUGGCACCCCUCCAUCCCCGAAGUCUUGAUGAUCAGAUGCGAAGGCGACGAAGCGCGCGGCCUCGUACACGUCUGGGAACCUUCCUGGACACAGCCCAGAAUCAUCGACUUCGCCCUACACAUCCCCGGUGGAAAGCUCAUUGGCAAGACGAUCUGUCGGUGGCUGAACACCGGCGGUGCCAGCGCAGCAAUGCUCUUUAGUGAUUCUCAAGAUUUUAUAUUGGCCUGCCUACCGGACUCGGACGACGAGGAACCUCCAUGGGAGGCUGGGUCGCGAGGCAAUAGUGUCUGUGAUCAGCAAGGUGAGAGCCCGUUGCUCCUUGUACCUGCAGAGAAUGAGAGAGGCCGCGUCGCGAUUGAUAGUCUGAUUGAGGACGAGGGGGAGACAUUCAUGAGUGGUGGCAGCGAGGAGGUGGAAGAUACGUUUCGGUUCCGCAAAUUCGUGGCGCCUGGGUUGAACGGUUAA
This is a messenger RNA of Drepanopeziza brunnea f. sp. 'multigermtubi' MB_m1, 1662 nucleotides long. RefSeq lists its product as uncharacterized. The record is from RefSeq and is a predicted model, not a curated record. Gene Ontology annotation, molecular function: protein binding. Gene Ontology annotation, cellular component: mitotic spindle; microtubule organizing center; MWP complex. NCBI's taxonomy places the organism in Eukaryota, Fungi, Ascomycota, Leotiomycetes, Helotiales, Drepanopezizaceae. Gene Ontology annotation, biological process: microtubule anchoring at mitotic spindle pole body.